Messenger RNA from Phaedon cochleariae (mustard beetle), 2031 nucleotides. The record is from the annotation of a GenBank genome assembly. Lineage: Eukaryota; Metazoa; Arthropoda; Insecta; Coleoptera; Chrysomelidae.
GGAAUGAAGGAUUGAAGAAGUGAUUGAUGUUAAAUUUGCUGAUUUUUGGAAGAAUCUGAAGAUAUUCUGAUCUCAAUAUUCUGGAUGAAGAAAAAUAAUAAUUUUCAUGAAGUAGAUGCAAUUUUCUUUGACAUAAAAUGUCUAAAAUUACUGACCAUGAUUUAUAUGGGACUAAUUUUUCCAUUGAAUCUAUGAAGGUAAUUGCAGAAAGUAUAGGAAUAGGGUACCUAGCUGAUGAUGCAGCAAAAGAACUAGCUGAAGACAUUUCCUUUCGUCUCAAACAUAUUAUUCAAGAUUCAGCCAAAUUUAUGAAUCAUGCAAAGCGGGUGAAACUAAUGCAAACUGAUGUUGAUGCAGCCCUCAGAAUGAAGAAUAUUGAGCCCCAAUAUGGAUUUCAGUCAACAGAACCCUUACCUUUCAGGUUUGCUUCUGGAGGGGGCAGAGAACUUCAUUUUCUUGAAGAGAAAGAAGUUGAUCUGAAUGAUUUGUUACAAAAUAUAAACCCUAAAGCACCUUUAGAAUGUACAUUACGUCCACAUUGGUUAUGUAUUGAUGGUGUACAGCCAACAAUUCCUGAAAAUCCACCACCGGUUGCCAAAAAUACACAAAAGCUAGAUUCAGUUGAUCCUGUCAAUAAAAAACCAGCUAAAGAAUCUUCUGGUAAACCUACUACUGGCAAACAAAAAUUACGUAAUGUUGAAACUGUACAAAUAAAGCAGCUUGCUACCCAUGAGCUAUCAGUUGAGCAACAGUUGUAUUACAAAGAAAUCACAGAAGCUUGUGUUGGUUCUGAUGAAGCUAGAAGAGCUGAAGCCCUGCAAAGUUUAGCUUCAGAUCCAGGUCUUCAUGAAAUGCUGCCAAGAAUGUGUACAUUCAUCAUUGAAGGUGUCAGAGUGAAUGUGGUCCAGAAUAACCUAGCUUUGCUGAUUUAUCUUAUGAGAAUGGUUAAAGCAAUAUUAGAUAAUCAAUCAUUGUAUCUAGAAAAAUAUUUACAUGAAUUGAUUCCUUCUGUCACCACUUGCAUUGUGUCAAAACAAUUGUGCAUGAGGCCUGAACUAGAUAAUCAUUGGGCAUUGAGAGACUUUGCAUCUAGACUCAUGGCCCAAAUUUGCAAGAACUUCAACACCAGUACAAAUAAUAUACAAACAAGGGUAACAAGAAUGUUCACCAAUGCAUUGCAACAGGAUAAGGUUCCACUUUCAUCACUCUAUGGGGCCCUUCAGGGUUUGUCAGAGCUGGGAACAGAAGUUACUAGGAUAUUUAUACUUCCAAGAGUCAGAAGUAUAGGCGCUCGCGUCGAAUCGCACCUAGAAGGCAACUUGAUCUCCAACAUCGACAAGAUCGCCUCAGGCCACAUCAAGCAGCUCAUGAUCAAGAUCCUGGCGCCCGUCCUGAAAACGCUGCGCACCCCGCCGGACCACGCGGACGACUACAGGCAGGAUUUCGGGUAUCUGGGCGUGGGGCUGCACGCAGCCGUGGUGAAAGCCCGCACGCAGCCGACGCCUGUCACUAGCGCCGGCGCGGGGUCGACCGGGGUGGCCGCCGGGCCGAUAACGUGUGGCGCCGGAGCAGGGAUCGGGAAGACUGCGCCGACGCCGAGCGGGAUCAUUCAACAGCAAAAUCCAAAUGCCGGUCGAACGAUAGUAAUGAACCCUUCGCCAAGAGUCCAAACACCGCAAUCCAACCAGAAGUUCGUCUUCGUGACCCAGCGUUCACAAACACCGAUGGGCACGUCCCAGCAAAACCAACAAACGACAUCCACGGCACAGAAUACAGUCGUGAAAUUCGUCUCGAAUAACCCCAAUCAGAUGCAGCAGAAAAUGCAGCCGCAGCAAAAGUUGGUGAUGAUGUCGAACCAGUCCAAUCAGGGGAGCUUCCAAGGGCAGAAUUUGGGCGGUCAACCGCCGGCUUUGCUGAUUUCUAAGCAGAAUUAUGCCAUGCAGCAGCAGCACCAGCAACAGGUUCAGCCUCCUAUGAUUGACGAUCUUUCUCACCUAUCCUAAUGUAUUUUGAAAAAGAAUCGUGUAUCAG